Molecule: messenger RNA, 1762 nt
Organism: Phyllostomus hastatus (greater spear-nosed bat)
Lineage: Eukaryota; Metazoa; Chordata; Mammalia; Chiroptera; Phyllostomidae
Gene: GALR3
Product: galanin receptor 3
Exons: 3
Coding region: 399-1532 (377 amino acids)
Biological process (GO): negative regulation of adenylate cyclase activity; neuropeptide signaling pathway; adenylate cyclase-modulating G protein-coupled receptor signaling pathway
Cellular component (GO): membrane
Molecular function (GO): galanin receptor activity
Source: RefSeq, a predicted model, not a curated record
GCAGGGCCACAGGAGGUGGGAGUGCCCAGGAUGGGGUGGGCCCUGGGCACGGACGGGUUAACUACAAAGCGAAUCUCGGGGAGAUCAAUGGGUUACUCACUGCAGAAAGAGGCAGCAGCAACGCAGAGAGGCAGAGAAGGGGCGGGCAGAAGAGCGUGCCACCUGGGGGAAGUCAGGGACUGAGGAGGAGGUGGCCAGUGGGCGCUCUGGAGGGACUGCCCGAGUCUGGCCCCGCGGAGGAGGGGCCUUAAAGGAGACGAGGGGGAAGUGAGAGGCGGACCUGCGGGGAGCCACCGCGGGGCGGCCGCUGAGCCCGGAGGCAGCCUCAGCCUGACGGUUCGCCCAGGACUGAGCAGGGGGCCCGGUGCCCAGGACUGAGGUGGCCGUCUGUGGGAGAGAUGGCUGAUGCCCAGAACGUGUCCCUAGACAGCCCAGGGAACGUGGGGGCCGUGGCGGUGCCCGUGGUCUUCGCCCUCAUCUUCCUGCUGGGCACAGUGGGCAACGGGCUGGUGCUGGCGGUGAUGCUGCGGCCCGGGCCGAGCGCCUGGCGGGAGCCGGGCAGCACGACAGAUCUGUUCAUUCUCAACCUGGCCGUGGCCGACCUCUGCUUCAUCCUGUGCUGCGUGCCCUUCCAGGCCGCCAUCUACACGCUGGACGCCUGGCUCUUCGGGGCCCUCGUCUGCAAGGCCGUGCACCUGCUCAUCUAUCUCACCAUGUACGCCAGCAGCUUCACGCUGGCCGCCGUCUCAGUGGACAGGUACCUGGCUGUGCGGCACCCACUGCGCUCGCGGGCCUUGCGCACCCCGCGCAACGCCCGCGCCGCCGUGGGCCUGGUCUGGCUGCUGGCGGCGCUCUUCUCGGCGCCGUACCUCAGCUACUACGGCACGGUGCGCUACGGCGCGCUGGAGCUCUGCGUGCCCGCCUGGGAGGACGCGCGCCGGCGCGCCCUGGACGUGGCCACCUUCGCCGUGGGCUACCUGCUGCCGGUGGCCGUGGUGAGCCUGGCCUACGCGCGCACGCUGCGCUUCCUGUGGGCGGCCGUGGGCCCCGCGGGCGUGGCGGCGGCCGAGGCCAGGCGCAGGGCCACGGGGCGCGCGGGGCGCGCCAUGCUGGUGGUGGCGGCGCUCUACGCGCUCUGCUGGGGUCCGCACCACGCGCUCAUCCUCUGCUUCUGGUACGGCCGCUUCGCCUUCAGCCCGGCCACCUACGCCUGUCGCCUGGCCUCGCACUGCCUUGCCUACGCCAACUCCUGCCUCAACCCUCUGGUCUACGCGCUCGCCUCGCGCCACUUCCGCGCGCGCCUCCGCCGCCUGUGGCCCUCUGGCCGCCGCCACCGCGCCUGCUGCCCCUUUAGCGGCCGCCGCACCGUCCGUCGCAUUCGCCCGGCGUCCUCGGGUCCUGUUGGCCGUCCCGGGGUCGCCCGGCCUCCAGGGAGGCUGCCGGCGGGGGGCGGCUGGGGCGGGGAGCCCGGGGAGGAGGCUGCUGGUGGCAGAGAGGCUGGACCGGCCCUGUCUGCUGGAGGACCGAAAUAAACCUUGUCCACCUCCACCCUCCUGUGUGUCCUCCGUCAUUCCCUUGCCCCAAGGGCCAGACGCUUCUAGGGGAUGGGGCGGAAGCCAGAAGCCCUGUGAGGAGGUCCCCUGGGCCGCGGCCCCAGCCCGGGGACACCCCCAGGCGGUGAAAAGGGGUGGGUGCAGCUCAGAGCAGCUCCCCAGACGGGCAGGCCCCAGACAGUGUCCCUAACUGGUCCGGCAGGAGCGCA